AUGUCCGUGCGGUACGCUGCCGCAUCAUCAAAGAAGGCGGUUGCACGCAUGCGUGCAGUCAAAGAGAGUUAUUCUCAAGCCUCAGCAGCAGGUAAUCCUUCUCCUGCUGUUGCGAUUCAGCUACAGGCGGUCCCUGUUGUGAAUAGUCCACGUGGUGAGUCACCACGUGCGAAAGAUGCAUCCGCUGCGUCCGCAGCGGAUGUUCUGACUCGCAAUGUAGAUGAGCCUGAAAUAGAGCUGAACUAUUCUGUCGAUUCGGAUGAUGCAUCGGACUCGAAGGCGACGCCUCACGCCUUUGUAUCAUCCGGGGCGGACACUGCAAGAGACAGGUUGACUGGCUCAAUGGAACGUGGCGGCAUCACGUCCGAGAUCGUCGGACCAAGCGAUUCUUCUGACGAAUCCUCGCCUCACGCACUUCCAUCCGACGAUAGGACGGGGUGA
Molecule: messenger RNA, 441 nt
Organism: Peronospora matthiolae
Lineage: Eukaryota; Oomycota; Peronosporomycetes; Peronosporales; Peronosporaceae
Source: the annotation of a GenBank genome assembly